AUGGUCGAACUUCUAAUUUCACAUGGUGCAAAUAUCAAUGAAAAAAAUAAUAAUGGAUUCACUGCUCUUCAUUAUGCAGCAAAGAAUAAUAAUAAAGAAAUAGCCGAGCUUCUUAUUUCGCAUGGUGCAAAUAUCAAUGAAAAAAAUAAAUGGAGAGAAACCGCUCUUCAUUAUGCAGCAUACAAAAAUUGCAAAGAAACCGUCGAACUUCUUAUUUCACAUGGGGCAAAUAUCAAUGAAAAAGAUUAUUCUAAUUUUACCGCUUGUCAUUAUGCAAAAUGGAAUGAUAAUAAAGAAAUACUCCAACUUCUUGUUUCUCAUGAUGCAAUGAUAUGA
Trichomonas vaginalis G3 is the source of this 336-nucleotide messenger RNA. RefSeq names its product cyclin-dependent kinase inhibitor 2C-related family. Lineage: Eukaryota; Parabasalia; Trichomonadida; Trichomonadidae. Gene Ontology annotation, molecular function: protein binding. Gene Ontology annotation, cellular component: cytoplasm; nucleus. The record is from RefSeq and is a predicted model, not a curated record. The transcript has a single exon. The coding region runs from base 1 to 336 and encodes 111 amino acids.